AUGUAUGCGGUUCUUCUCAAAGCAUGGUGCUUAUUUGUUAUCUUUCUCCGAUGUGGUUGGUGUCAAAGUAACUCUUCGGAUGAUUCCUUGAGCGGGUCUGGUGAUGCCGGCUUUCCUAUCAUAGUCCUAGGGAAGGACGAGAGUACUCUGUGGUAUGCCAAUGUUUCGUUUGGUACGCCUAACGUGCAGAAAUCACUAAGAGUUGACAUAGGACAGCCUUACACAUGGCUACUCAAAAGCUUGAACGGGUCCGAGACUGCAGUUCGUCUAAACGAUGGGCAUGUCUAUGAUUUCAACUUCAUGGACGGGAUCGACAUCAGCGGCCCAGCAGUAAUGGACACUAUGAAUUUCACAGCUCUGGCGUUUCCCGGCGAGAACGUACCAGAGACUCACUCGAUCAAUUUGUCGUCGACGGCGGUGGUGGCUCCCGACUACCUCUCUAUCUCGAAUAUAUCUUUCUUCGAAGCUAACGCAUCUGCUGCCUUAAACAAGGGAUCUUUGGGACUAGGUGGAAAAAUAACAGACCAGUUAUCGGAGACGGAUAGCACUAAGUUCGACAGCAGCUUUUUCUUCUUGGAUCGUUUGACCGACCUGGGAAUUAUAGCGUCUCCAUCCUAUUCUCUAUGGUUUGGUGCCGAUAAUGUCCCUUAUUCGUUACGGAAGCUACCGUCUGGCACGCUGGGGGACUGCGGAAAGCUGAUACUCGGUGCAGUUGACCCCACGCUCUUCACAGGGAGGCUGCAUAUGUUCAAGACGAUUCCCUACAUCGAUCCGGAAACUCAUCUUGAGUCAAGUAGCUACCCAAUAUUGCCGCUGGGCACUAUCUACAUUAACUCAGCCACCGGGAAGAGUCUGAACGUGACAGCAGAAGAGUUUGUCGAGCCUGUUCUCCUCGACUCCAGGUAUAGCACCAGCUAUCUGCCUAUAGACGCUAUUAUUCAGAUCGCGGUCCAAAUAGGUGCGACUUAUGUUGAGGCGCUAGGCAGGUGGGUAGUCGCUUGUUCAGUGGCGAGCUACGACGUUCAAUUGGACUUCUCUUUUGGAGAUAUGUCCAUUAGAGUUCCGCUGGAGGACUUUUUGGUGACCACGUUUGACGUUAACAGCAACACAACUAUUCAUUUUUCGAAUGGGGCGGAGGCUUGCCUCUUGGCGAUGGGAUCCAAGUCCACCAUCGGAUUCAACAUCUUGGGCGGUCCCUUUCUGAAAAAUGCCUACACGGUAUUCGACCUCGAGGACAACGCAAUUGCUCUAGCUCAGGCAAAAAAAGUUGACAGCUCCUCGUCAUCAUCCGCCUCCAGUUCAGAAGCGGCACAGACCUCCACAUCCGCCUCCGCGAUACGCGCCAUUUCAUCUGGCCACAUACCGUAUGCGGAAUCCCGAAAUACUUCCAUGACCAUGACCCUCAUACCCGCUGCAGUGCCAAGUGCGACAAGCAACAUACCGGAUAUAUUCACCGGUACCAUCGACUCCGAUGGACUCAUUUCCACAGGUCGCUCUUUUUACCAAACUUCCAGGACUACGCCUUCCAGCAAAACGAGCGAGACGGCCUACGAAAGCCUCGUGAUUUCUUCCAUCGUGAGCUCCUCCAAAUAUCUCGGUGGAGCGACCAAGAACAACGCUGGCCAUUCGUCUGUGCCAGCCUGCGUGCUCGAACCCAGAGGGAAGUUCCCCCGUCAAGUGCUCGCAUUACUGCUGCUUGUUCUGCUUGCAGUCCUACUGUGA
Torulaspora globosa is the source of this 1722-nucleotide messenger RNA. It is a transcript of the gene YPS7, whose product is annotated as putative aspartic endopeptidase. Gene Ontology annotation, biological process: proteolysis. The coding region runs from base 1 to 1722 and encodes 573 amino acids. Lineage: Eukaryota; Fungi; Ascomycota; Saccharomycetes; Saccharomycetales; Saccharomycetaceae. Gene Ontology annotation, molecular function: aspartic-type endopeptidase activity. The transcript has a single exon. The record is from RefSeq and is a predicted model, not a curated record.